AUGAAAUCGAAUGUAAAAAGUGACAUUGAGAUCGAUGAUCUAACUUGUCCGAUUACACUUCAAAUCUUUCGUGAUCCUGUAAUCGCCGCUGAUGGUCGUACAUAUGAGCGUGCAGCAAUUGUACAAUGGAUCACGGAACACGGUACCAGUCCAGUCACACGAGAGCCGCUCGAUAUUAAAGAAUUACAAGCUGACGAUUAUUUGAGAAAUUUGGCCGCUCAACAGCGAAGCUCAAUGAUGGCCUACAACAACAACAGAAAUUUUAAUAAUGCAGUUGUUCAACAGCAAAGUUCGACGAUAUCAUAUAACAAUAACAUAAAUGUUGAUCCAGCAAUUCUUACGCAAAUACAACAUAUGCCUAACAGUAGCGUAGCUUUAAUACAAAAUGCUGGAAAUCACUCUGCGUCUUGCAAUAAUUUCUGUCACAAACACCAGUUUUGGAUUGCAAUUGUGACUAUGUUUGUGAUGUGGUUUGUCUUCUUGAUCUGGGGAGUCUAUGUUCGCGGGAGAGAUCCCGCUUAUUCGAUGACAAGCACUACAAUUGCCACCAAGACUACUACAAUUCGAACUACUACAGCUGAAGAUGAGAUUCCAUUUUGGUUUGUUAUGGCCGCAUGGCGCCAAGGAUGGUGCUGUCCAGAGGAUUGGACCUGUAGUUACAGUCCUCUGAAAUGUAGUAUGUCUGUUAACGUUCCAUCAUUGAUAAUGUCUGAUAUAGAUGUAUUUGAACAUGAUUUAUUCGGGAAAGUUUCUCAAAAUUUUCCUUUAUAUCGAACUUUAUGUAUACCUAAUUCUAAGUAA
Messenger RNA from Rotaria sordida, 801 nucleotides. The record is from the annotation of a GenBank genome assembly. Lineage: Eukaryota; Metazoa; Rotifera; Eurotatoria; Philodinida; Philodinidae.